UAGUAAUGAUCGUCCAGUACUAUUUAACGUUGUGUAUAUCUAAUUUUGUGAGACUGGAUAAACCCGAUGUUUAGCAGAUGAUAAAAAUGGAGGAAAAAGCGGAAGAAAACCAGGAAAAUGUUGCAGGAAAUGGGGAUGAAGUGGAAAGGACGGUGGAACAGCUGCUUGCAGAAGUUGCAAUCGAUUACAGAACCUAUCUAAACUUUGAUAUUUCUAAAGAACAAGGUAAAUAUUAUGAAAGUAUUGAAGGAAUGCUGACAAAACUUGAUGAGUUUUGUGGAUUAGUUGAUUUGAUUCGUAGUGAUACAAAUCUGUGUUUAAAUACAACUCUACCAAGAAUUCAUGAAAAAAGCAGUGAAAUUAGAAAUAUAUUUGAGAAAAUAGAUAAUUUAGAGAAAUUUGUGGGGAUUGUAAAACAGAAUGUUAAUAUGAUGGAAGAAAAAGUGAAUGACGCAGAAAAAGAAGUUGGUGGUUCAUUUGGUUCUGGAAUCAUGAAGAAACUUUCUUCCAUUGUUGGUUCCAAAAAGAAUGUAGAAAAGAAGAAAUACGUUUAUGAAGAACCAGUCAUUUUUAAUACAGAUGAUUAUUUCCCUCAACAUUUGGAUUCAGACCAGUCAAAAAAUACAGUUGACCCUCCAGUAGUUAGUAGUACAGCAUCAUCUUUAGACAAGACGUAACCUUUGACCUGGGAUUUUUUUAAGCUUACCUAUUUAUUAUGUCUUUCAGUCAUUAACCCAUUGUACCCGAUAGCGAAUCAUUAACCCAUUGUACCCGAUAGCGAAUCAGUACGUACCCUUGCAUUAGCCGAUAGCGAAUCAUUACCCUUUCAUAGCCGAUGGCGAAUAAUAGCGCGACAAAUCAUUCUUGACAUCAGUAUUAGCGAACAAAAGCGCGAGAUCAAUCAAUUGUUUAUUUAUUUAUUUACUUCUUAAAUUAAUACUGAUUGGGUGAUAAAAUUAAACCAUCCAAUAAUAAGGAAUAUUAUAUUCGCUAAUUGUCCAAUAGAAAUGAAUUGUUUUAACAAAGGAUCACCGAGAAUUUUCGUAAUAGGUCAGAGGUGAGAAUUCUCACCGUGUCGGCGACUUUGGCACCAUUCCAACAUUAUUAAGACAUAACUUAUGGCUGAUAAUUCUAUGAUAUGGAGAUUGAUAUGGAAUCAGAAUAUUUAUUAUUUACUGCCAUAUAGUGGAAUAUGAUAAUGUCGAAGAAAUAAACUAUUUAUUUUUAUUUUUGAUGUUAUCAAGUGAAGAAUAUGAAUACUCCAGCUGCGAUCAAGUUUGUUUGCCGCCAUCUUGUACAUGCUUUCAGUCUUACAGAUAUACAGCAAAACUUACAGCUAAUAAUUCUAGAAUAAGGAAGGCUAAAUUGAAUCAAAACUUUUAGGAUUUAAUACAAACUACAUAGAGAAAUAUUACAUUGUUGAAGGUUUCAAAAAUAUAUUUUUAUUUUUGACGGCAUGAGGCAAAGAAAACAACAAUUCCCGCGAAAUAUCCAAAGGCAGAAAUGUCGAUAGUGAUGAAGUGAUGGUCAAUUGGUUCAAUAUUUAUUUUUAAAAGUUAUAUACAUGCAUUUACUUCGAACACUGAACAUUAAUUGGCUUAGGGAGAUGGGCCCUGUUGAUUUAUUGAAUUCUAGGGAUAGGUUAGCUAAUCUGUUAAUUGGCUCUAGGGUACAAUGGGUAGCUGGGGGGUUGGAUGGCUGAAUGGUUAGCGUGCGCGCGCUGUAUCAUAAAGUCUUGUCAUUGAGUCGACUGGCGUGGUUUCGAAUUCCUGGUUGUACGUGGCAAGAAGUAGGGUCGCCUGUCCAACCUUGUGGGUUUUCUCCAGGUCCUCCGGUUUCCUCCCACUGCUAAAGACCCCUACACGUAAGUGAAUUAUGUAAAUAAAAUUAAACCAUAUGUUAGUCCCGAAAUGACCUAGUUUGUGUCGAGUGGACGUUAAACCCAUUUCUCUCUCUCUCUCUCUCUCUCUCUCUCACAAUGGGUAACUAAUCUGUUAAUUGACUUUAGGGUACAAUGGGUUAAACAUAUAUCAUAUAAUCAUAUUGUCAGGGCUGAUAAUAACUUAGUCUUCAGUCUCCAACACAGAUUCGAUUGGAUUUUAAAAGUUUUCCCAUCAAAAUGCCACCUAAAUCUGGAUUUGGAGACUAGAAUAAACAUAAUGAUCAAGAAUAACGUGUUUUUUUAGUCUGUAAAAUAGUUGGGUACGAAAAUGGCCAUGAUUUAGGAGCUUAGAUAAUUAACUCAUAUUAAUUUGAUAACUUUAAAAUUUUAACAGUUAAAGGAAAUUCUGACUGGCUGUCAGCCCUGAUCAUUAUGUUCAUUAUUAAUUGAUUUUAUAAGUUUUUAAUUGUAAAAUACGACCCAUCCCAUUGAAAUGAGUAGGAAGUAGUAAUUUGGCCAUAUUGAGUUAUGCAAAUAAUCACAUUCCUUCUGUUCCAAGCUUUGUUUUGGUACCAUUCUGUCAUGUUCGUGUUAGAAGUUACAGAAAAUUAAAGUUUUUGACUGAAAUUCAGCCAUUUUUUGGGGGUAUUGUUCACAAAUCGUGGUUACAAACAUCUAUAGGAUUAUAUUUUCAUCAAAUCCAUUCUUGGAAUAUUUGGGUAUUUAUGAAGCAUUUUUUGUGGAGAUCUAAGAGUCGACCAAAUUUUACAUACAAGCACAAAACAGGCCUAUGCACCUUUCUACCUGUUUGGAUGUGAUGGGGAGGCUAUCAGAUCAGUGGACUCAUUCCAUUCAUAUUUGCGAGGUUUUAACUGACCAACAGUGUAAAUAACUGGCUGGAGAAUUUAUCUGUCAGUCAUUUUAAGCUUAAAGAUGCAUCAUUAUUUAAGAGUUCAAUCGGCUUAUUGCAGGUUUUUUAUUUUGGCUUCAAUGUUAUAUAAACUAUUAUUUAGACAUUUAUUCACAUUACAAGCCUAUAAUCAUCGGAUGGCAGAGAUUUAAACAGAUUAAAAUACUCAUAAUAACAUAACGUUGUGAAUUUAUUACUUCUUGGUUUAUUACAUACAACGUUUCAGCAAUCUUACAGGUAUCUUUAUCAAGCAAUGUUAGAGAGUUUUCACAACUUUACAUUUAGAGAAGCGAAAGUGUAACUGUACAUUAUGAUGUUUCGCUAAAUUCACACUUAGUAGGUGGCGACACAAACUUGGUCCACGAUCUCGAAAAGCCUUCAUCACGGAUAGAUUGUUAAAGAUGAGAUUAGUAAAGCAUGUACAUUUUUUGUCUCAGCCUCUUCUUGUUUUAUAUACAAGAAGGAGAAGGUCUUCUCUCUGUGGAUUUAGUUUGUGAAAACCACAAUUCAGAGAAAUAUUAUAGACUGGAGCAUAGAUAUUAAACAAGGUUUAGCUAAGUGUUGUGAACUUACAGUUAUGGAGGCUGCUAUCCGUAAAUUACACUUUUAUGACGUGCAUUUCACGUCAUACGUCACAAAAACUGAUGACCUUUAACCGUCCAAGUGUAAAUGUAAAGUUGCAAAACCUCUUUAAUAAACUAUAAAGAAGUAAAUCUAUAUAUGUUAUACCUCUAAAUAUCAUUCAAGAAUAAGGUUGAUCGCCAUUUAAUUAUUUCAAGGCUUUUUAGACUUACAAGGUAAUAAAUACUGUUAUUUGUUUUGUUUUUGAUUUUUUAUGCGUAAAAACAUUUAUAAAUAUAUUGUAAAAAAGUGGAUUGUAUUAACAUAUAUCUUGCUAAUUUGAUGUAAACAAAAUUAAAAAAAAACCGAUAGUAUCUUAUAUCACUGAAUGUUUAUUAUAUGUCAUCUUAUUAUCUAUAUCAAUCUUAUUAAAAUACCCGGUGGGGGGAAGGGAUGGAUGGCCGAAUGAUUAGCGUGUAUCAUAAGGUCUGUCAUUGAGUCAACUGGUGUUGUUUCGAAUUUCCUUUUGUACGUGACAAGGAGUAGGGUUAGCUGUCCAACCUCUUGGUUUUCUUCGAGUCAUCUGGUUUCCUCCCACUGCUAAAUACCCCUACAAGCAAUCCGCAAUCGAAUUAUGGAAAUAAAAUUGAAUCAUGUGUUAAUCCCGAAAUGACCUGGUUUGUGUCAAGUGGACGUUAAACUCUCUCUCUCUGAUUACAAUACAGAUCUAUAUUUCAUUUCCUUUUAUACUUUCGUUGGCCUCUACUACAUCUGACUAGUUUAGUAGGUGGUCACGUCAGGGGUCAUACGAGCGGGUUUUGACCCUAUGACUUCAGACAUUUGAUUAACCAAUCCGCGUUGAUCUUUCUUGUGGGAUACCCACAAGGGCACAAUUGCGUGCAUGGCAUGCGGAAAACUUACAACAACAGACUGUUUCAUUGGCUAAUCCCUCACAUCAAUCAGAAUACCGGUUAUAUAACAACUCUUCCAGAUUCUAGUGUAGUAAAGACAAGUAAAACGAAAUUUUUAACUAUAAAAAAACGAAACGAAAUAGAAUCUGUGUUAUAAUCAGAUUGUAUCUUUGUGAUAAACAUAUUGAAUUAAUGUAGUCUUGAUAAACAAGUCCAUUUUACCAAUGAAAGUCUUCAACAAUUUGUUAUAAAUUUGAUUUCUUGUUGGUGGAGCAAGACCAUCCGCAGUCGAAAAAAAAUGAGAAUUGAAGUGACAGGGAGAGGUUAACAUAUAUGGAUGAAUUAUAGAAAUAAUCCCACAUAACAACAUAACGUUAGAUUUACGUAAAUUUUACGUAAAUAUGAUCAGUUUACCAUCACCUUGUCACUAUAAGGACUAAUUCUUAGAUUUACAAUGUUUAACCCGACUAUUAGUUUUGCGUAGAAUUUACGUAAAUAUGGUCGGUCAAGUUAACCAUCACCUUGUCACUGUGAGGACUAAUUCUUAGAUUUACAAUGUUUAACUCGACUAUAUUGCUGGAUAUUAGUAGAAUGGUUCAGUAUAGUGAGAAUUCAUAAUACUCAAAUAAAUAAAUAGUUUUUUUCUUUCAUGACAGAUGUUAAAAUACUCAUGUAAUCUUUGAAUGACAUUUCAAGGUUUGAAUUUGACUGAAAUAUGCUUAUGGUUCAAACUUCUUAAAUUAAUAUGAAAAUAAAAUGUUUCAGUCCUCAUUCAUGCACCAUUCUUUUUGGAACAUUGAAAAUGUCAUAAAAAAAUGAAGUUAAAAAUAUGAAUCAAAUUUUAAUAGGAUAUAUUUAUUUAAAGUCAUAAGCAAGGAAAAACAACAUACAUUCCUGUACUAAAACAUACUGUAUUCAUUUAUAUAGAAAUCCUUAUAUGGCAUUUAGUAAUUGAAUAUAUAAUAAUAACACACAAUUUAUAUGGAAAACAAUCACUGAGUUUAAUUUUUUACACUAUUUACUUGAGAACAACAAGAGGAACUUGUUGAAACAUAGUGUGAAAUAAACCCAAUGAUUGUUUUCCAUACAAAUUGUGUUUUAUUAUUUAUAUAUAUUAAUAACGUCAUUUGUUUUCUGUUGAUUUCAACGUAUCAUUAGGAUCUGUGACAUGUCACAUGUUCUGAACUGUCUCAUGUCAAUAAAUCAUCUUAGAUUUAGAUGCUCUGACUGGACUAAUAAAGACGGGUAUAUGCCAUACAGUGAGGAACUUUGUUUAUUUGUACCAUCCGAACGACUAUUUGUUGUCCCUUUGUUCUGCUCUGACUGGGCUAAUGAAGACAAUCAUAUGCCAUACAAUGCCCUAUGAGGGACUUCGCUAAUUUUUUGUACUAUCCUAACAACUAUACAUUGUCCCUUUUGAUGUGAAACAGAGAGCAAAUAUCAACAUUGCGUCCCUCGCUAAAUGUAGAGAUAUAGAACAUGUUGUAAAUGUUGUUACUUAAAUACAUGUAUGUAGGAGAUCAGGAAAUAUGUAGAAAUAUCAGAUAUCUGGAAAUAUUGCUUUGAUCCACAAUAUAAAAUAUUGUAAAAUGUCAAUUUAUGUAUUGCUUUUAAUUGAAUAUGAUUAUAUUUGUAUAGCCAUUAUGGAAGUAUGCAUUAAUUAUAUAUGAUUAUGUAAAUAUAAUACAGAUAUAAAGAAAUGUAAUUGAAUUGUU
Patella vulgata (common limpet) is the source of this 5979-nucleotide messenger RNA. Its product is annotated as biogenesis of lysosome-related organelles complex 1 subunit 4. The record is from RefSeq and is a predicted model, not a curated record. Gene Ontology annotation, cellular component: BLOC-1 complex. The coding region runs from base 78 to 677 and encodes 199 amino acids. Lineage: Eukaryota; Metazoa; Mollusca; Gastropoda; Patellidae. The transcript has 5 exons.